Entrophospora candida is the source of this 384-nucleotide messenger RNA. Lineage: Eukaryota; Fungi; Glomeromycota; Glomeromycetes; Entrophosporales; Entrophosporaceae. The record is from the annotation of a GenBank genome assembly.
AUGGUGAUUCAUUUACUAGAUAAGAGUACUGAUAAAAAUGGUCUAACUCCUUUUCAGAAGUUUAUUAAAGAAGUUUCAGAAGAAAACAAAAGAGCGAGAAAACUAAUUGAAGUAGGUGAAAAAAUUAAUCAAGUAGACCAUAAAUUUAAAACUCAGGAUAACAAUCAGGAUUUAUGUUUAAAAAUGUCUGAAAUUGUUUUAAUGCUUAAAUUCUUUGCUUCGAAUGAAAAUGAUAUUAGAGAAUUCAUAAAAGAAAUCAGAAAAAUUGAUAAUGAUAAAGCUCAAAAAAAGGCUGAUUUUAUUGAAGAAAAAGCAGAAUUAAUUAAAAAAAACCAUGUAAUGUCAGAGAAGGAUAAAGAAUACUUGAAUAAGGUGUUAGAUUGA